This is a messenger RNA of Ectocarpus siliculosus, 1136 nucleotides long. The record is from the annotation of a GenBank genome assembly. Lineage: Eukaryota; Phaeophyceae; Ectocarpales; Ectocarpaceae.
UAGUCUUCGGGUAUUCCCCCCAAAACAACGUCACCAUGGGUCGCGGCCCCAAGAAGCACAUGAAGCGUCUGAACGCGCCCAAGCACUGGUUGCUGGGCAAGAUGGAGGGCAUCUGGGCCCCCAAGCCCUCCCCGGGACCCCACCUCAACCGGGAGUGCUUGCCGCUGGUGAUCAUCAUCCGCAACCGGCUGAAGUACGCGCUCACCAUGUCAGAGGCGAACAUGAUCUGCAUGCAGAAGCUCAUCAAGGUGGACGGCAAGGUCCGCACUGAUGUCAACUUCCCGGCAGGGUUCAUGGACGUGGUGCAGAUCCAGAAGUCUGGCGACCUGUUCCGGUUGCUGUACAACACCAAGGGGCGCUUCGUGCUGCACCGCAUCUCCGAGGAGGAGAGCAAGUUCAAGCUCUGCCGCGUGAACAAGGUGGAGAUGUCGAAGAACAAGAUCCCUUACCUGGUCACCCACGACGGACGCACCAUCCGUUACCCGGACCCCCUGAUCAAGGUGAACGACACGAUCAAGGUGGACCUCGAGACCGGUAAGGCGAUCGACACCAUCAAGUUCGAGAUCGGCAACGUGUGCAUGAUUGCGAGGGGUCGCAACGCUGGCCGCGUGGGCAUCAUGCAGCACAUCGAGAGGCACCCCGGUUCGUUCGACAUCGUGUCGGUGAAGGACGGAGCCGGCCACGUCUUCGCCACCCGCCUGCAGAACAUCUUCACCAUGGGCCACGGCACCCGCGCAAUGGUUUCGCUCCCCAAGGGCAAGGGCGUCAAGCUCACCAUCCUUGAGGAGAAGGCGGCCAAGAUCAAGAAGGCGCAAAACAACUAAGCCAAACCGUAACGCAACGUCUACUUUUCACUCCUACGACAUACGACAUCUCCGACGCAGAACGCCCUAGUGCGGCGCAAUUGCUAUCGGUUGAUUUUUCGGUCUGGAAGGCGCGGGUCUGACAUGUUGCCGAUUUGGUAGGGUUAAGUUUGGUGCCGGUCGGUCGUAGCGGCUUCUGCUGUUGCUGCCGCCGCAGUUUGCGGAUGGAUGGUUCGACGCAGGCGCGUUCUCUCUUGGGGGGGAGAGGCGUGUUGUGUGUUUUGAGGGCUACUGAGAAAACAACUCUUCUUAAAAAAACACGAAAUGAAGCGC